AUGGACGCACCGAAGACGUCGCCCUCUGCCGAGGCGGUGGUCAUGCAAGCCCUUUCUGCUAUUGCCGUUAUUAUCACUUCUUCAACUCUAGCACUGCACUGGAAGAAUAGGAACUUCCCAGCCGCCAUCAUGAUGGGAUGGCUCAUCCUUCUCAAUCUUUUCAAUGUCAUCAAUGCGUUCAUCUGGCCGACGGAUGACGUCGACAAUUGGUGGGACGGUGCAGGGCUCUGCGACAUUGAGGUGAAGAUGUUGAUCAGCUCCUAUGUCGCUAUUCCCGGGAGUCUGGUUUGUAUUUUCCGGAGCCUGGCCUGUGUGCUGGACACCAGCCGUGCGACCCUCGUCCAGACCAAACGUCAACGCUGGAUAACCCGCUCUGUGGAAGUCUUGUUUUGCGUGCUGGUUCCGCUGCUUGCUGCAGCCACGCAUCUCAUCUACCAAGGAAACCGCUAUUUUAUCUUUGCCGUGUCCGGCUGUGUCAGCGGUCUCGAUCGGAGCUGGGUCAGUUUUGCCCUGGGCUACCUAUGGCCGCUUGUGGCAUAUAUGGUCUACGUGCAAGUCAAGCUCAGCAUGCCGUGGCAUCCAUUCUCCUGGUCACUACUUCAUGGUCCGGGGUCCUCUUGGCGAGUGAUAGAGAGAAUUCCAACUGGCGGCGCGGUGUAUUUUGACCGUUGGAUCCCUGUUGCAUCAGCAUACACCGCAUUUGCCUUUUUUGGCACAGGUCGAGAUGCAUCGCGGAUGUACCGCUCGUUCCUCCGACCGUUUGGUCUGGAUUGCUGCUUUAGCCCUAUGGAAAACAAAACAUCUGGGAGUUUCCCCCAUACUUCGGGAUCUGCUGGAAGCCGAGCACACCUGAUACCUGGGAGGGGCAAAGCACAAAGCGACCUCUACCACUAUGCACGAAAAAACUCGAUUGACUACACCUCCAGCUCCCGCGCUAGCUCCAAGGACGAAGACCUCGAAAAAGGUAUCCCAGUGUCCAGCGUCACAGAGAACCAGGUAGUCUCGAAGAAAGGGUGGCUAAAGACCGGUUUCGCUUGGCUGGGGAAUCAAUUUCCAUUCUCCCUCUCACCUUCCGCGUGCCGUGAGAAGAUACGGUCUCGCUCCACACCGCACCUGGUCGUCCCUGCAAGCUCGAACACAGUUUGCACCAAUGCUUGGGCUGGAAGUCGUCAGAGCCGUGGUAGUAUUGACUUUGAUGACUCCUCAGAAUCACUCUCAUCCAAGAUGGAUUUUAUCAGGGUGAAACAGGUUAUUAGGCAAGAGAGGGAAACACAUGUGUAG
Molecule: messenger RNA, 1281 nt
Organism: Aspergillus nidulans FGSC A4
Lineage: Eukaryota; Fungi; Ascomycota; Eurotiomycetes; Eurotiales; Aspergillaceae
Gene: preA
Product: protein preA
Exons: 3
Coding region: 1-1281 (426 amino acids)
Source: RefSeq, a predicted model, not a curated record